Messenger RNA from Equus caballus (horse), 2709 nucleotides. RefSeq names its product prion protein (gene PRNP). Gene Ontology annotation, biological process: protein homooligomerization. Gene Ontology annotation, cellular component: membrane. Lineage: Eukaryota; Metazoa; Chordata; Mammalia; Perissodactyla; Equidae. The record is from RefSeq and is a predicted model, not a curated record.
CCGGCCGCAGGUGCGCUCGCCCGUGCGCGUGGCCGCGUGGUAAUUGGUCCCCGCGCUGACUUCCGCGCGGCGCCGCGGCCGCCCUCCCCGCCUCCCGGCCCCCGCCGCGCCUCCCCGGCCGCGCGCGUCGCGGGCCCUCGGCGCCAGUCGCUGACAGCUGCGGCGCUGCGGGCUGCUCCCGUCCUCCGGAGGCAGUUUUCAAGGCCUCCUGAAUAUAUUUGAAAACUGAGCAGUUUCAGCCAAGCCGAAGCAUUCUGUCUUCCCAGAGACAAAUCCAGCUUAGCUGAGCCACACAGAUAUAAGUCAUCAUGGUGAAAAGCCACGUAGGCGGCUGGAUUCUGGUUCUCUUUGUGGCCACAUGGAGUGACGUGGGGCUCUGCAAGAAGCGACCGAAGCCUGGAGGAUGGAACACUGGGGGGAGCCGAUACCCCGGGCAGGGCAGUCCUGGAGGCAACCGCUACCCACCCCAGGGCGGUGGCGGCUGGGGUCAACCCCAUGGUGGUGGUUGGGGUCAGCCCCAUGGUGGUGGCUGGGGUCAGCCGCAUGGUGGUGGUUGGGGACAGCCCCAUGGUGGUGGAGGCUGGGGUCAAGGUGGCUCCCAUGGUCAGUGGAACAAGCCCAGUAAGCCAAAAACCAACAUGAAGCAUGUGGCAGGAGCUGCGGCAGCUGGGGCAGUGGUUGGGGGCCUCGGCGGCUACAUGCUGGGGAGUGCCAUGAGCAGACCCCUCAUUCAUUUUGGCAAUGACUAUGAGGACCGUUACUAUCGUGAAAACAUGUACCGUUACCCCAACCAAGUGUACUACAGGCCGGUAAGUGAGUACAGCAACCAGAAAAACUUUGUGCACGACUGCGUCAACAUCACGGUCAAGCAGCACACGGUCACCACCACCACCAAGGGGGAGAACUUCACCGAGACCGACGUCAAGAUCAUGGAGCGCGUGGUGGAGCAGAUGUGCAUCACCCAGUACCAGAAAGAGUACGAGGCUUUUCAACAAAGAGGGGCGAGCGUGGUCCUCUUCUCCUCCCCGCCUGUGGUCCUCCUCAUCUCUUUCCUCAUUUUCCUGAUAGUGGGAUGAGGAUGGCCUUCCUGUUUCACCAUCUUCUCAAUCUUUCUUUACCGGGUUGGGGAAGGGCUGUCUACCUGCGGCCCUUUCAGUGGUGGUGUCUCCUUGCUUCUCUCUUCUCACCCGUAGGCUAAUACGCUUGGCACUGAUGGGCACUGGGGAAUGCAGAGCAGACCCCGGAUGCUAUUUAUUCAAGCCCUGUUUGAAUGAGUCCUUCGUGGGCCAGUGCUGGGCUGGGAAGAGGGUAACAGCAAAUAAUCAUUGGUUGAGCUAGGCUUAUCUUUUUGUCUAGUGCAACAGAUUGAGGGUAAAACAGUUCUCAAAACAGCCUUCAAAUACCUUUACCUAAAUACUUCCAGCUCCUUCUUCCAGCUAAAGCUCAGUACACUAAUGCCUCAUCUUAGCAGUGAUUUUGUAGCAAUUCGAAGAAAUUUUCUCAUCCGUUUUAAGAAAACCUGACUGAGUUUUCCUGUCUAAACAGCAUUUCUGCCAAACUUAAAAGGAGGCCACAUGAUACCCAUUCAAAAAAAAAAAAACUAGAAAUCCUUAGUUCUUGGGCCCAGGCUCAGCCAGCUGGAGAGCGUGUGCCCUGUGUCUACAGAGAACUGUGACAGUUUGCAUUUUGCAGGAUGGGCUGCACAGCAGCUCUUGCAUUGAGAGUGAGUAUUCGUGCAGCACUAGACCUCUGGGCAGAGGACAUUUUCACAGGGAAUGAACGCAACUAGGCUUCUGGGACUAAAAAAAUCCAACAUUUGGGAGUGGUGCCCUUGGAGGCAAGCUCCCGUUCUGGAUGUUUAAAGCACCUACAUGUGGCAUUCCUUUCUUUAGUAAACUAUAAAUAAUUAAACUAUAGAUAAUUAAGACAGUAAAAAAUUAAAUUACUUCUGGACACUGGAGCAAAUCUUUGUUUAGAAAGCUGGAUGAUUUUGACGUUGUUUCGGUGAAGCUAGGAGAUUUUAACAGAGGGAGCUGCAGCUGUAAAAACACCGUUGUUAUAGAGGAUUAUGGAAUGAAGAAAAUGACUAGUGUACAAAGAAAAGAAAUGCUUGCAUUUCUUCAUUGCUGUCUCAUGAUCAUCAAAAACCAGAAUUAGAUUCAGUCUUUAGUUUCUGUAAUUGGCUUUUGAGUCAAAGAAUAGGGGAGGAAUCAAAAAAAAAAUCUUAGGUUGGAGAUGACAGAAAUAUGAUCCACUUAGGGGGGAAAAAGUUUUGUUACUGUUAUUUAAGUAAAGUAAAAUUAUUCCCUGGAUGUUCAAUAUUGUCACCUCGCAGAUAUAUAUUACUAUUCUGCAAUGUUAUUGGCUUGCACUGUGCAGGUAUUCUAUGGAAAAAAAAAUAUAUAUAUAUAUAUUGCAUAUGACAAACCUAGACAUUUUGGUUAGAGCAGUUAACAUCUGAAGUAUCUAAUGCGUUACCUGUUUUUGUAAGGUACUAAAUAACCUGAUUUGUGGGAAACCCUUUUUCGUGGUCCUUAGGCUUACAGUGUGCACUGAAUAGUUUUGUAUGAAGAUCCAAAGUGGUCUUUGAAAUAUGCAUGUACUUUAUAUUUUCUAUAUUUGUAACUUUGCAUGUACUUGUUUUGUUGUAUAAAAAAUUUAUAAAUGUUAGUAUCUGACUAAAAUUAAACAGGAGCUAAGAUGAGCAUC